Messenger RNA from Seriola dumerili (greater amberjack), 2900 nucleotides. It is a transcript of the gene zc3h7bb, whose product is annotated as zinc finger CCCH domain-containing protein 7B-like. The coding region runs from base 198 to 2900 and encodes 900 amino acids. The transcript is spliced from 21 exons. NCBI's taxonomy places the organism in Eukaryota, Metazoa, Chordata, Actinopteri, Carangiformes, Carangidae. The record is from RefSeq and is a predicted model, not a curated record. Gene Ontology annotation, biological process: miRNA processing. Gene Ontology annotation, molecular function: protein binding; miRNA binding; metal ion binding.
GUUAGCCAGUAUCCAGUAGCAGUGGUAGCGCAGAGAAACUCGUGCUCCGUCCACAUACCAAUGACAGGGACACUAAACUUACAAAUAUGCGCCUGGAUAUUGACUGAUAUUUGGCUGGCUAGUUUUUCCUAUCUUUAUCGCCAACGCUCUGUGAAGCUAUCUCUGAUCUGAAAGGCUCAGUAACCUAACUCUCGGAUAUGGAUCCUGAACGACUGAAAAGAAGAGAGGAGAUUCAGAAAGCAAUGAGUUUUAUCCAGUCAUCAUUGCCUUUUCCAGAGCCAGAGAGUUAUGAGACAUUUCUGACCCAGUUGGUGUGUAACUUGCUGGAUGAGGGCAAUUCUUGCUUUCGAGAUGGGGAUUGGCGCCAGGCGACCCAGCAGUAUGGGGAGGGAAUAAGUGUUGCCCGCUACGCCCAGGCUGAGGCUCUUGUCAUUCCUCAUGAGCUGCUGGAGAGCCUCUAUGUCAACAGGGCUGCUGCCUUCUACCAGAUGAGGGAGUAUGAUCGAGGUGUUCAGGACUGUGACAGUGCACUGUAUGUGUCAGAAGGCAGCCGCAGGGCUUUGUACCGGAAAGCACUUUGUCUGAGGGAGUUGGGACGACUCAGAGACGCGUAUGAGUGUGGAACCAAAUGUCUCCUCACAGCACCACACGACCGACAGGUGAGUGACCUGGCCCAGGAUCUAGCCAAUAAACUGGGCCUGAAGGGCCGUAAAGCUUACGUCAGCCCUCAGACAGAGUCCACAGCCAAUGAAGGGGAGAGUCAUGGGGAGACUUCCCCACCCACAGGAGAGAUGUCCUCCAACGGGCUGGAAUCUCUGGGUGACAUUGGACCAGCGGACAUAUCAAGUGCACAGUGCAUCCCAGCUCCUUUGGCCACGCCCAUCCCAGUCAGUGAUGAACCGGCACCCCCGUGCACCGAUUUGUCAGAGAGCCCCAGCAGCCAAGCCCUGCCUCCAAUGCCGUACUCUGUCCCGGUGUCUGAGCACAUGGACGAAUGCAGCGUCAUCAAGGAUGAGCUAGACAGUCUGCUGGAAUGCAUCCCCAAGAAAGUCAGUGAGAGUCCAGUCCAGGGUGCUAUACCCACCAACCUUCCCAACACUGCGGUUGCUCUCCGGCCUCCAUACUCCCCCAACCUUCCAGCCCCAUCACCCAAGCUUCCCCCAGCCUUCUUCAGCUCCCCCAUGAGUGACAUGUCCCCUCUGGAGUCUUACUCGCCGCUGGCCCAGCGGGACCAAGGCUCCACCCAGGCGCAGGACGCACUGGGAAGCUUCGCCACAGGGGCUACGGAUGGAGAAGGGAAAGCAGGAGUCGCCGCUGGUGGGCUGGACUCGUUGUCUGAGUACACUCUCCCAGGGGGACGAGUGUGUCCCAGCUUCAUCCCGGGAAUGCGCAACAACAGCGCUGCACAUGCAAAUGGUCCAGCAGGAACAAACCUGUCUCUGCUCUCCAGGAAUCCUCUGGCGGCCACGCAUGAGUUUCGGCAGGCCUGUCAUGCCUGUUACAGCCGAAUAGGUCCACAUGUGAUGGACUACAAGUAUCAGCCAGAGGCAGCACACCGCUGCAAACGAGAUGUUCUGCUAUGUCGCCUCAAAAACACAGAUGACCCCACCUGGAAGAGGAUCCGGCCCCGGCCUGCUCGGAACAACUUCCUGGGGGCAUUUGUACUCUGUAAAGAGGUGCAGGAGCGUCAGGAGUGUCAGUACGGGGAGAACUGUACGUUCGCCUACUGCCAGGAGGAGAUUGACGUGUGGACGCAAGAGAGGAAGGGUGCACUGAGCCGAGAGCUGCUGUUUGAUCCGCUGGGCAGCACAGAGCGACGGGCGCUCAGCGUCACCAGACUGCUGCAGCUCCACAUGGGCAUGUUCAUGUUCCUCUGUGAGGAAUGUUUUGACAGUAAGCCUCGCAUUAUUAGCAAACGCAGCAAAGAAAACUUAGCAGUCUGCUCAAACCUCACAGCUCGACACCCGUUCGACGAUAACAAGUGCCUGGUGCAUGUGGUGAGGUCAGCCAAUGUGCGCUACAGUAAGGUGCGUCCCCUGCACCCCCUCUGCCAGUUCGACGUAUGUCGCCAUGAGGUUCGCUACGGCUGCCAGCGAGAGGACAGCUGCUCUUUUGCGCACUCCGUCAUAGAGCUCAAAUGCUGGGUCCUACAGCAGGAUACUGGUAUCACCCAUGAGGAGAUGGUGCAGGAGUCCAAGAGACAUUGGCAACGGCUGGAGCAGAACGCACAGAAGCAGCAGAAGCCUAUCCAUAUCCCACAUCCGAGCAGCAGCGUACCUGCAGGAGGAGUAGGGGGAAUGGUGGGUGGGGGCGGAGGAAUGGGGGGAGACGGCCUAGGUGGAGGCGGUGUGAGCCCAGUGGGAGGCGUUGGGGUGGGCGGUCUGGGAGCAGUAGCGGGACGGGGACGACCCCUCAACCUGAAGAUGAAAUUUGUGUGCGGCCAGUGCUGGAGAGAAGGACAGGUCAACGAGCCCGACAAGAACCUCAAGUACUGCACAGCCAAAGCACGGCACAGCUGGACGAAGGAGCGUCGGGUUCUGCUGGUGAAAUCAUUUGAGAAGAAGAAGUGGGUUGUUGUUCGGCCUCUGCCUUUCUCCCGCACCUACCCACAGCAAUAUGAUAUGUGCGUGCAUGUGAUGAAGCAGAAGAAGUGCCACUAUAUUGGGAAUUGCUCGUUCGCUCACAGUCUGGAAGAGAGGGACGUCUGGACGUACAUGAAGAACAACAGCUUGAGAGACAUGCAGCAGAUGUAUGAACUGUGGCUGCAGCUCACCAAUCAGAGUAGACGCACAGACAGCUCUGCUGUGACCCCGCCCCCAGAGGACAAGCAGGUCACCAUAACAGCAGAUUACACAGAAAGCAUGGGAGGCCGGCGGUUGUCAGACGGGGACGACCUCUGA